CGUACAUACUACAUACCUAUGGCUUAUCUACUUUUUGUUUCCGACCUUUUACUGUUACCCCUAGUUGUCAACAGAAAAAUGGAGACCAAAACCAAGACCCUAUGUGAACUUUCUUCUGGAUCUCUGAGGAAUUUAUGGACGCAAGCAGGUCUGAGGGAAAGAGAGUCUUGAGGUACAGCGAGGAGGAGGAAGACGAAGAAGAAGAAGAAGAGGAAGAGGCUGAGACGGUUUUAGGAGACGAUGGAAGGAGGAAUAAGAGAGUAAUGAGAGAUCUCUAUGGAAAGAAAGGGUCGAAAGCUGGAGGCUCAAUGCCACCUUCUUGUCAGGUGGAUAACUGUGAUGCUGAUCUAAGUGAAGCUAAGCAGUAUCACAGAAGACACAAGGUUUGUGAGUACCAUGCCAAGGCUCAUUCCGUACACAUGGCAGGGCUGCAACAAAGGUUUUGCCAACAAUGUAGCAGAUUCCAUGAACUGUCUGAAUUUGAUGAAUCGAAAAGGAGUUGUAGAACACGGUUGGUUGGUCAUAACGAGAGGCGACGCAAAAAUGCAGUUGACUAUCGUGGAGAUUAAUUUCUUCUUUUUGAACGAUGAACAUUAAUAAACCUUGAGGCAAGCAUGUGAUUGAAAUAAAAUUUCCCGUUGAGAUCUUGAAACUCAAAUCAUUCUUGCUGGCCUCUAAACAUGCUCUCUAUCUUCUGUCAAUAUUUUCAUAUGCUACGAUUGUUGCUGUUGUAAGUUACAACUAUGGAUGAUUAAUGACAUCAAAUUUUACUA
Vigna angularis (adzuki bean) is the source of this 773-nucleotide messenger RNA. RefSeq names its product squamosa promoter-binding protein 1. Lineage: Eukaryota; Viridiplantae; Streptophyta; Magnoliopsida; Fabales; Fabaceae. The coding region runs from base 135 to 569 and encodes 144 amino acids. The transcript has 3 exons. Gene Ontology annotation, molecular function: DNA-binding transcription factor activity; DNA binding. Gene Ontology annotation, biological process: flower development. Gene Ontology annotation, cellular component: nucleus. The record is from RefSeq and is a predicted model, not a curated record.